AUCAAAGAGAAAAUUAUUCACAGAAAUUAAAACCAAUAAAAAUGGCUUCCUCAGGAUUGAAACCUCAGGAUUCACAAAAACACAAAGGAAUGAAAUGGCAAGUAAUAUUUUCCUUCUUAUUUUCAUGGCUUUGUCAUUCAGUCUCAGGGCAGCUUCAUUAUUCCAUCGAUGAAGAAAUGAGAAAAGACUCUGUUAUAGCUAAUAUUGCUAAAGACCUUGGAUUAGAUAUUAAGCAGCUCUCAUUUAGCAAAUUUCAUAUUGUUUCACGUGUUUCAGAUAAAUAUUUUUCUGUCAAUUUGCAAACUGGAAAUUUACAUGUUAAAGACAGGAUAGAUAGAGAGACACUAUGUGGGGUCAUAGCUCCCUGCAUUCUAACCUUUGAUGCAGUGGUUGAUAAUCCUUUAACUGUUUUUCCUGUCACCAUUGAAAUUCAGGAUAUAAAUGAUAAUUCUCCGGUAUAUUUCCAUGACAUCAUUACCUUAGAAAUUAUUGAAUUUACUUCACCAGGAACACAUUUUAUUUUACAAAAUGCAGAAGAUCCAGAUAUUGGUAUUAAUUCUGUACAAACAUACAAGCUCAGUGAUAAUCAGCAUUUUACACUGAGUGAAAAAUCCAGUACUGAGGACAGUACAUUUCCAGAACUUGUCUUAGAGAAACCUUUAGAUCGAGAGACACAAAGCAUUCAUGAAUUAAUAUUAACAGCACUGGAUGGCGGGAAUCCCAUAAGAUCAGGCACCGUUUCCAUAAAGGUUAUUGUUACUGAUGCAAAUGAUAAUUUUCCAGUAUUUACUGAAAAAAUCUAUAAAGUGAGUGUAAGUGAAAAUGCUCCAAUUAGCUUUAUGCUGCUUCAAGUUACUGCAACUGAUCAAGAUGAAGGUUCCAAUGCACAGGUCACAUAUUCACUUGGAAAAACAUCAGGGAAUGUACUUUCAGCUGGAAUGUUUAAAAUUAAUGCUACAAAUGGAGAAAUAACAACAAAUCAAAAAUUAGAUUUUGAAGUUGCAAGAUAUUAUGAAAUGUCUAUUCAAGCAAAGGAUGGUGGUGGACUUGUGGCCCAUUCAAAGGUUUUAAUAUAUAUCAUAGAUGAAAAUGAUAAUGCUCCAGAGAUAUCCAUUACUUCAUUAACAUCUCCUAUUCCUGAGGAUUCAGCUCCAGGGACACGGAUAGCACUGAUUGAAGUUCAUGAUCAAGAUUCAGAAGAAAAUGGAAAUGUUGACUGUCAAAUCAUUGGGAAUGCAAAUGCACCCUUUCAGUUAAUAUUGUCAUCAAGUAAAUAUUACAAAAUUGUUACAACAAAUACAAUGGAUAGAGAGAAAGUAUCAUGCUAUAACAUUACAAUUUUAGCAACUGAUAGAGGAUCGCCUCCUCUUUCUAUUAGACAAGAAAUCAGUUUGGAUAUAUCGGAUGUUAAUGACAAUCCUCCAUUAUUUACAAAAGCUGCACAUGUUGCAUAUGUCCCAGAAAACAAUUUACCGGGAGCCUCAAUAUACAGCAUACAGGCUUCUGAUUUAGAUUCUGGAGAGAACGCUAAGAUUAUUUAUUCAAUUUUAAGUAUACACACAGAAGAUAUACCAGUAUCAUCUUAUCUGUCCAUUAAUAUAGAGACUGGAGUUAUCUACGCUCAGAGAUCCUUUGAUUAUGAGCAGCACAAAGAGUUUCAACUACAAGUAACUGCGAAAGAUAAUGGAUCGCCAUCUUUGAGUAGCAACACAACUUUACUUAUCCGCAUCAUAGAUCAGAACGAUAAUGCACCUAGAAUUUUGUACCCUUCUCCAGGAAGUAUUGAUUCGGUUUCCUUUGAGAUGGUUCCUUUGGCAUCCAAAGAAGAUACGCUAAUAACUAAGGUUGUUGCGGUGGAUGCUGACUCAGGACAUAAUGCUUGGCUCUCUUAUCAUUUCAUGCAAGUGUCAGAACCAUCUUCCUUCAGCAUUAGUCAGCACACAGGUGAAAUACGGACAGUGCGUGUGUUUGAACAAAAAGAUGUUUUGAAAUAUAAGGUUAUAGUUUUGGUGAAAGACAAUGGAGUCCCCUCGCUAUCAGCAACUGUAACCUUAAGUUUUAUUUUUGCAGAUUCCGUCCAACAAGUGGUUCCCAAACUCACUAAUCAAUUAAGUGACGAGGAUUCCUCAACCAAUUUACAAAUGUAUUUAGUAAUUGCAUUGGCUCUUAUUUCAUUUUUGUUUAUUUUAAGUGUAAUGAUGGUUAUCAUUUCCAAAUGUAAAGAGUCAAAAUCUUCUCCAGCCUUUGGGUCUUUUAGCACUAAUCUGUAUUCUCAAGUGGAUCCCAAAAUUAUGUCCCAAUAUAACAAUGGAACCUUGCCUUUCCCAUACUCAUACAAUGUGUGUGUGGCUUUGGAUUCAAGUGAAAGUGAUUUUACAUUCAUCAAAUCAAAGCAAGAUGUUCCCACAGACAACCUUAUUGAUGCUGAUGACUCUGGACUUGGAAAUGAAGACCUGAAAGAAACAUCUUCAAACAGUUUUGUAAAGUCUGUUAUUGCCAUCCAAAUUUGA
Messenger RNA from Pelobates fuscus (common spadefoot toad), 2510 nucleotides. Its product is annotated as protocadherin gamma-B2-like. The coding region runs from base 42 to 2510 and encodes 822 amino acids. The record is from RefSeq and is a predicted model, not a curated record. Gene Ontology annotation, molecular function: calcium ion binding. Gene Ontology annotation, biological process: homophilic cell-cell adhesion. Gene Ontology annotation, cellular component: plasma membrane. NCBI's taxonomy places the organism in Eukaryota, Metazoa, Chordata, Amphibia, Anura, Pelobatidae. The transcript is spliced from 2 exons.